Messenger RNA from Equus quagga, 4032 nucleotides. Its product is annotated as acyl-coenzyme A amino acid N-acyltransferase 2-like. The transcript is spliced from 4 exons. Gene Ontology annotation, molecular function: fatty acyl-CoA hydrolase activity. The record is from RefSeq and is a predicted model, not a curated record. Gene Ontology annotation, biological process: fatty acid metabolic process; acyl-CoA metabolic process. Lineage: Eukaryota; Metazoa; Chordata; Mammalia; Perissodactyla; Equidae. Bases 242 to 1501 code for a protein of 419 amino acids. Gene Ontology annotation, cellular component: peroxisome.
AGCAUUUGCUGAUAGCCCUGUCACUGGGGACUUAAAAACCGGGAGCAGCUGACAGUUUCUUUGGAGACAAUUUCAGCUUUGAGCAAUAGGCUGGGGUGUUUUGAAUGAUAUAAAUUAGCGAGCAACAGGCAAGAGCCCGGUGCUUCCAGGUUGGAGCUACAAGCCAUCCAGCCCCAGACUACCUCCUGCAGCUGAAUUCAGGACACCCCGAAAUACUACUUGGUCCCUUCGCCAGUUGCCAAUGAUCCAGCUGACAGCCACCCCAGCAAGUGCCCUCAUGGAUGAGCCGGUGCACAUCCGAGUGACAGGCCUGCCCCCGUUGCAGACAGUGACCCUCAUGGCAUCUCUGAAGGAUGAGAAGGGGAAUCUGUACCAGUCCAAAGCCUUCUACAAGGCUAACCAGGCAGGCAAACUGGACCUGGAGCAGGAUCCUGCACUUGGUGGUGACUAUGUAGGGGUCCAUCCGAUGGGCCUCUUCUGGGCUAUGAAGUCCGAGAGGCCUUUUCGUAGGCUGAUUAAGCACGAUGUAAUGAACAGCCCCUUUUGGGUCACUCUGGAGCUGUAUGACUCAGUUUGCUUCCAAGAUUCAGUCACGAUUGAGCCCAGGGCCCGCCAGACGGUGCAGCGCUGGUUCUCGGUCCCUGAGGUGCAGCGGGUGCAGAUCCGAGAAGGUCGCGUGCGAGGAGCUCUUUUUCUCCCUCCGGGGGCAGGCCCUUUCCCAGGCAUCAUUGAUUUGUUUGGGGGCAUUGGGGGUCUAGUGGAAUUUCGGGCCAGUCUUUUGGCUGCCCGUGGCUUUGCAAUGCUGGCUUUGGCAUAUUUCGCCUAUGAAGACCUGCCCGAGCAACUGCAGGAGGUGGACCUGGAUUACUUUGAGGAAGCUGCCAACUUGCUACUAGCUCAUCCCAAGAUCCAAAAGCCAGGAAUCGGAGUGCUCUCGACAAGCAAAGGUGCAGAGAUAGGGCUGGCCAUGGCCUGCUACCUGAAGCAGGUGGUAGCCACUGUCUGGAUUAAUGGGACCAAUGCCGUCUUUGAAUUUCCUCUCAAGUACAGGGAUAUGGUUAUGAAACCCAUCCCCUCGUUUCUGGAGCGCAUGCAGAUGGACAUCUCAGGGGCUGUGCGACUCCGCCACUACAAGGGGGACCCUCGGGAAAAACUAAAUCAGCAGAGCGUGCUUCCUGUUGAAAAGGCCAGGGGUCCGAUCCUCUUCAUUAUAUCAGGGGACGACGAGUGCUUCAAUAGCAGGCAAUAUGCGGAGCAGGCCCUGGACCAGCUGCGGAGCCACGGGAGAAGUAGUGGAAGGAUGCUGGUCUACCCAGGGGCGGGCCACCUCUUAGAGACGCCCCAUGGGCCCUCGUGCUAUGCUUCCUGGAGCUACAGCCUUUCUGCCCCCAUACUCUGGGGAGGGGACCGUGUUGCUCAUGGUGCAGCCCAGGAGCACUCCUGGGCAGAGAUCCAGAAAUUCUUCAGGCGACACCUUAUUCUGACCAGGGGCAAAUUCUGAGUAAGGGCUAAGGCUAAUGAUGGAGUCAGGGGAAAAAAACGAGGAUGAGGCCGGGAUGUGGUGGAAUGGGCAGGCUCUCCUGAUUCCCUAGAUUCACAGUCAUAUUGAAUCAACUGGAAGGAAAUUGGACGGAAUCAAAGGACCAGGGCACAGGUGAAUCUGAAGUAUUUCUAACAAAUUUGUAUGUGCUUUGAAUUUUUGUAUAUCUAAUCGUAGUCUAUAUGCACCAGGGUAUUUGGCUGUUUCAAAAUUGUGAUACCCUUGCAAUUAAAUGAUCUUUUGUACCCAAGUUAGGGAUACCUUGAUCCAGCUCUUGCCAAUCUAGAUGAAUUCCCUGAAACUUCCAAGUUCCUUGUGGAAAUACAUUUUCUGCUUAAACUGUUUUGAGUUGAAUUCUUGACAUUUGAUAUGAAAAGGUCUAAUACGAUCAUCAAGUGUAAUGCUUGCUAUAGAUUUCCAGUAGAUACUUUAAUUUUUUAGAAUAGUGUUGCUUCUUUUUAUUCCUAAAAUAUAUAUCUUUUUACAAUUUUAAUCAGGGAUGAGAUUAACUUUAAUCAAAUACCUUUGUAGCAUUUAUUGAAAGUCAGUGAGGUAACAUAUUUAAAGCUAUUAGAACAGUACCUGGCACAUAGCAAUUGCUAUACAAGAGUUAGAUAUUAUCAUUUUCAUAACACUUUCCUCCUCCAAUCUGUUAGGGGGUGAGUUACAUUAAUUAAUGAACUAAAAUUACUCAGUCAUCUAACUUUAACCGAUGAAUUUCUCAUAUUAACUAAUUUGGGGUUUACAAUUUCUUUUGGAGCCAACCUGGUCAUUUAUAUUUUCUGAGAAUUUCACCCAUAUUUUCUAGAACCCAUUUUGCUAUUACAGUUUUUCACAUGUUCCCUAUUGUUUACUCAAAUGCUUUUUUUCCCUCUCCAUCUGAAUUGCCAAAUAUUUUUCUAUUUUAUUGAUCUUUUCCAAGAACAGCUUUUGGUUUGUUUAUUGGUCAAAUCUAUUUUUUCCUCAUUCAUUGAUUUCUGUUUCUUGAAAAUAAAUCCAUUCCUUCUGCCAUUUUUCUGUUUAUUUUUCUGGCUUCUUGAUACACAAUGCUCUCAUUUUAUGAAUUUCUAAAUAGUUUCUGAUUUACUUUUUUUUCUUCCUCUUAAACACAUGAGUAAUUUUACAGAAGUACAAAGUAUCAGCCUGCAGAUAACUUCCUGGUUGUAAGGGGGAGGGAGGAAGAACGUCACUUUGCAAUGGGGGGAUCAGAUCACCACCUGAACCCACUGAUCAAAUAUAGCAUCUCUGAAAAUGAUCAGUUUGACGUUGUGCUUCAUGAUAAGAUUUAAUGUGGAGUGUCCAGCAUUACCUAGACAAUGUCUAACAACACUGUUUAACUUGAACCUGAUCAAGCCUUUCGAUCAAACUUAUUGAUACAGUGGCUAGAGAACAAGUUAAAAGGCACUCCAAGGAGACCAGCAAAUCCAGAUUGUGGGUCGUUCUAUGUUCUCAUCUCUUUACAAGUUAAUCACAUGAAAAACUUGGGAUUUUUUUCUUUUUUUUUUGCAUUGGAGUGAGCUGGCGGACUGUUCAGAAUUAAAGGAGACAUAUCAACCAAAUGCUAUGUGUGGACCUGGUUUGAAAAGAAUAACUGUAGAAAGACAUUUUGGGGGCAAUUAGAGAAAUCUGAAUAUGGACUAGAUAUUAAAUGAUAUUAAGGAAUUAUUAUUAUCUUGUUAGGUGUCAUAAUGGUAUUGCGGUUAUGUAAAAAAGUCACCAUUUAGAGAUGCCUACUGAUAUAUUUAAAGGUGAAGGGUCACAAUAUUUGGGAAUUAUUUUAAAAUACUACAGGAAUAUGGCAAAAUGUGAGCAAUGAUUACAUCUAGAUGACGGGUAUAGUGACAUUUGUGAUAACGUUUUCUUUUAUGUGUGCUUUCAAUUUUUCAUAAUAAAAAGUUAAAAAAAUAAAAGACAUAAUCAAUAUAUUUACCUUUCUGCCCCCAAAGGCAAGAACUUUAGCAUAUACUGCAUCUUUUUCUCCCAUUAAUUUCAGAUUAUUCAUUUUUUUAUAAUCAAUAAUUAUUUAAAUAACUAUGCUUUAAUAGUUCCUUUGCUCCUCACUUUCUUACAACCUGUCUUUUUAAUUCUCGGCUUUAUCUUCCAUUUGGCCAUUUCUUCCAAGUACAAACUCAAGUAAUUAUUCAAAAAUGAUUAAUAUUCAUCUGAAUCUUUGUACAUCUGAAAAUUUUAUAUUUUGCUCUCACUCUUCAGUUAUAAUUUUUAUACAUAUAAAAUUUGAUGUUAACAAUUAUUUUCCCUGAUCUUUGGUCUUUUAUUCUGGCAUCCAUUGUUGCCAACAAGAACUCUGAUUCUUGUUACUUUGUGGAAUUUUUUUUCUUUCUCUGAAAGCUUUUUACAAUUUUCUCUUUGUUCUUAGUGUUCUGAGAUUUCAUCAAGAAGUGAGUAGGUGUGGGACCAGCCUGGUGGUGCAGUUAAGUCCGCACAUUCCACUUCGGCAGCCCAGGGUUCGCUGGUUCAGAUCCUAGGUGCAG